AAACUGUUUCACUGUCAACAAGGAUUCUUGCCAGGUCAGAUGUGUGCCUAAAAUAAAUUUUUGUGAAAGGUCUGAAUAUGACGAAAACCUCUGCAUCAUUGGUGAUCAACUGCUCACGGACAGAUACAUCAUCAACAUUACAGCAACAAAAAAAAACUGUGUCAACUGUAAUAAUCCAGUGAAAACGCCUGAGACGGAAAUUGUUCUGAAUAAAACAAUUCCAAUUAAAGACGGAGGACUCGACCCAGUUGAAGCUGUUAAAGUGAUGGAUGAAAUGGCUGAACUUGCCUCCUCCAUCAAUGGGUCUACAGCUGCAUUGUCUGCGGGAGAAGGAGUCACGGGCAUCUUAGUGAAAAAUACAGAAAUGGAACUAGAAGAAGUCUCCUUUGCUUAUAUGUCUGUAAAUGACAGUUUACGGAUUAUAGAAGACAGAGGUAGUCUUUCUCACUUUUCAAGAUCUGUUACAGUGUCAAAAGAAGCGUUUGAAAAAGCUCAAAGUUCGAACAUCACCGUACCAUUUGCGGCCGUUUUCCGAUUCUUGAAUCUGGGUCAGGAUGAGUCUAAAAGCACUGUUUUAGGAAAUGAAGUUUUAGCAGUCGAAAUGGGAGCCACUAUCCUGAAUCUCACAGAAAAAAUAAACAUCAAUUUUUGGAACAUGAGUUACGAAGGAACUCCACAUUGUUAUUCGUGGAACGGUGAAGGUAGCCGACCUAACUGGACUGAUGAUGGAUGUCUGACAGUGAAAAAUGGAAGCAACAUAACAUGCCAGUGCUCACAUCUGACAUUCUUUGCCAUCUUACUGACUCCCCCAAAUCAAACCAUCUCAAGUUCUGAUCUGAAAACCCUCACCACCAUCUCCCAAGUUGGCUGUGGCGUGUCCAUGGUUUUCCUCAGCAUAGUCCUCUUCACACACUUUCUUAUAAGGAAGACCAAGGCCACUAAAGCCACGAUAAUCCUGAUCCACCUGGUGUUGGCCAUGUUCUUUCUUAACUUCACUUUCCUGAUCAACAACUUUGUGGCAAAAGUGAGGAAUACCGUGGGUUGUAAGAUCAUGGCGGCUCUCAUGCACUACUUCAUGUUGGCCACUUUCACUUGGUUUGCUGCACAGGCCUUCCACAUCUGCCUGCAGCUGUACAGGGGCGGCAAAAUUGACAUCCAUCGUUACAUUCUCAAAGUCUCCCUCACCUGCUGGAUGAUACCCAGUAUAGUUGGGAUUGUCCUGCUCAUCAUAGGAAAAUAUGGUGAACAAGUAAUCUACACUGAUAACAUUGAAGACAGUGUGGCCAUGUGCUGGAUAACAGACAGUUACAUCCACUACUUUGUCAACAUAGGCUACUAUGCUUUGGUCUUCCUCUUCACUUUCACUACCUUCAUCAUCAUACUGUCCUGGCUCUUUUGUCUCAAGAGAUCCAAAACUGGCACCGUAGAAACUAAAAGAAAUGGCAUUAGCAUCCUAACUAUCCUGGGACUGUGUUGCAUGCUGGGUAUCACAUGGGGUUUUGCCUUCUUCGCCUACGGCGUCCUUCGAAUCCCCUCCUACUACAUUUUCACAGUCCUCAAUUCUUUUCAAGGUUUCUUCCUGUUCAUCUACUACUACACCACCGGCCAUUCAGCGGACACAAAUACUGGUGCGAGUGUUAGUACCACUUCAAGCACCAGCACUCUUAAAACUGGUCUCGAUAUCUUCGAUAACCCCUACAACAAUGUGCAAGGCAAAAAAUAAAGCACUGGAAGAGAGAGGAGGACUGAGGAGUGAUGAAGAGUUCACAGUCAUCUUGAAGAACAGACUACAAGCAAGUACAAAGAAUUAAGUGGAAAGAGCAUUAAUGUAUAGCUUCGUAAUAUAGUGCUGCAAUAACAAUAAUGCAAUAAUUAUUAUUUUCUGACGUAGUCGUUGACAAUUAUUUGUAUAUAGGGAAAUGGCUUUAAUAGUAAAGGGUUGAUGUUUCAUGCAAUUUAAUGAAUGGCUUUCAGACCUUUUUUAAUGCAACAAUGCAAUGUACAAACAAUCUG
Seriola dumerili (greater amberjack) is the source of this 2013-nucleotide messenger RNA. RefSeq names its product adhesion G-protein coupled receptor G2-like. Bases 266 to 1723 code for a protein of 485 amino acids. Gene Ontology annotation, molecular function: G protein-coupled receptor activity. NCBI's taxonomy places the organism in Eukaryota, Metazoa, Chordata, Actinopteri, Carangiformes, Carangidae. Gene Ontology annotation, biological process: adenylate cyclase-activating G protein-coupled receptor signaling pathway; cell surface receptor signaling pathway. The record is from RefSeq and is a predicted model, not a curated record. The transcript is spliced from 13 exons. Gene Ontology annotation, cellular component: membrane.